Molecule: messenger RNA, 1918 nt
Organism: Hymenoscyphus albidus
Lineage: Eukaryota; Fungi; Ascomycota; Leotiomycetes; Helotiales; Helotiaceae
Source: the annotation of a GenBank genome assembly
AUGGCGGAGAAAGAGGCAACGACGUCCGCCUCUAGCAGCGAUGGCGCUCCUGUCCACGAGACUGCUAUUGGUACCCAAGAGCGAUACGGUUUCUGGACGAGAAUGGGUUGUACCCCCGAGUCGUUCAAAAAGCGUGAGCUGUUGGGUGACAACCAAUUGGACCAGACUCUCAAGCCCCGCCAUCUUCAGAUGAUCGCAAUUGGAGGAUCUAUUGGUGCUGGUUUCUUCGUCGGUUCUGGAGGUGCUUUGGCGAGAGGUGUAAGUUUGGCCUGGAAUUCCUUGAUUCGAGACUUGAGCUAAUCCUUUCAAGGGUCCGGGUACUCUACUUAUCGAUUUUAUGAUCAUGGGUGUCAUGAUCUUCAAUGUUGUCUACGCUCUUGGUGAACUCGCUAUUAUGUACCCGGUCUCUGGUGGUUUCUACACUUAUUCUACUCGCUUCAUCGACCCUUCAUGGGGGUUUGCUAUGGGAUGGAGCAAGUCAAUCUGAUUCUCGCAGGGUUGCGACAUGCGCUAACGAAUAUUAGACUAUGUUUUCCAAUGGGCUAUUGUUCUUCCUCUUGAACUUGUUGUCGCCGGUUUUACCGUUCAGUACUGGAAUACAGAGAUCAAUGUCGCAGUUUGGAUCACGGUUUUCCUCGUCGCCAUCAUUCUCAUCAACGUCGCUGGUGUUCUUGGUUUCGCCGAAGAAGAGUUCUGGGCUAGUGUCCUGAAACUUGUUGCGGUUGUUACUUUCAUGAUCAUUGGUGUUGUUCUCGGUACGUUUUUAUAUAUACAUAUCGAUACCCAAACAUGAAUGCCUGCUAAUACUCCUUAGUCUGCGGUGGUGGUCCAGCUGAAGGCAAGUACAGCGAAUACUGGGGUGCCCGUCUUUGGUACGACCCAGGAGCCUUCAGAAACGGCUUCAAGGGAGUCUGCUCCGUCUUCGUCACUGCAGCUUUCGCCUUCUCCGGAACCGAACUUGUUGGUCUCGCCGCUGCCGAAGCCGAGAACCCAGCCAAAGCUCUCCCAGGAGCCAUCAAACAAGUUUUCUGGCGUAUCACUCUCUUCUACAUUGUCGGUCUUCUCUUCGUUGGUCUUCUCGUUGACUCCACCGAUGAGCGUCUUCUCGGAGCCAACCCUUUCAUCGAUGUUGCUACUUCGCCCUUCGUCAUUGCUGCCAGAGAUGCUGGUCUCGCUGGUUAUGAUCAUUUCUUGAACUUCGUCAUUCUCAUUUCCGUUAUCUCUAUUGGUAACUCUGGUGUUUACGGUGGAUCGCGUACACUCUGUGCUCUUGCUGAGACCGGAUACGCGCCCAAGUUCUUUAGCUACGUUGAUCGUGCCGGUCGCCCUCUACCAGCCACUAUUCUCAUCCUUGUCUGUGGUCUUUUGGGAUAUGUCAGUUUAAGUUCCCAAGGAACUGUUGUCUUUGACUGGCUCCUUGCUCUUUCUGGUCUUGCUGCUCUCUUUACCUGGGGAUCUAUUUGCUUGGCCCACAUUCGAUUCAGAAGAGCGUGGGCUUACCACGGACACACUCUUGAUGAGAUUCCUUUCAGAGCCGCCUUUGGUGUUUAUGGUUCUUGGCUUGGAUUGAUUUUGAUCUUCUUGGUUUUGAUGGCUCAGGUAUGUUUAUUGUCUCCUUCCUUCCCAACAAAAAGUGUUGGUAACUAACCAUUUCCAGUUCUACACCGCUCUCUACCCCAUCGGUAAUGAAGGCCAAAUCGGUACUGCCGAGGAUUUCUUCAAAUCCUACCUCGCUCUUCCAGUCGUCAUGCUCUUCUUCGUCGCCGGAUGGAUCUGGAAGAAGCCAGGAUGGUUGAGAACCAAGGAUAUGGAUGUUGAUGCUGGACGCAGAGUGGUUGAUUGGGAUCGCAUUAACGCUCAUAAGGCGCUCGUUGCUUCGUAUCCUUGGUGGAGACGGACGUACGAGACUCUCUUUUAG